GAAAAAAACACAUUAAAAGCGUUAUGCAUCGCGGCAGCAGCAUGGCCGCUCCCUUCCGCGCCCCCUUUUCACCGGCAGGCGGAUGUUCUACUCCCACAAACAACAAAAUCAACGAAUCUGAUAAAUCGUUUCAGCAAUGGACCAUUACAAGAUUUUGGGGGUUCAUAAGAGCGCGACCAAGGAAGAGAUCAAGCAAGCUUUCCGUAAAUUGGCCAUGGAAUUUCACCCCGACAAACACUCUCAAUCUCCCAAGAGCUUGAAAGAGUCCGCCACCGUCAAAUUCAAGCAGCUUUCGGAGGCCUACGAGACUCUCAUCGACGAUCGCAAGCGCGCCGAUUACAAUCUCAGAAGAAACGCGUACGCCCCUAAUCCAAAUCAAAGUAAGCGAUACGAUUACCACUACAGCGGCGGCGGAUAUAGCUAUAGAGAUCCUUAUGCUAAUAGGUAUAGUGGUUCGGCGAGAAGAGGCGGCCGCGGUUUCGUGAGAUUUGAGAUGGGGCUUCGCUGUCUCACCACAAAAAGUUUUCUUCUCAAUGCCACUCUUUUCAGUAUCUUGUUAGGUGGGAUGUAUAUCAUUGAUGCUAGCGGCAAGGCACUAUGGAAGAUGCAGAAUACGGGGAAAUCUUUCGAAGAGACGAUGGAGUCCAUUGAAAAAGCUAAAGCUAGCAAGGAUAACUCAGAUUGAGAAUAUCUCAAGUUCUGAUGAACGAGCCUGAUGCAUGGUUUUGGGCACCAGUCUGAGUGUGGUGUAUAGAUACAACAAUUGCAUACUGCAAUUCUUUGUGUGUGUAUUGAUCAUUGAGCCUUAUUCAAAUAAUUCAUCCUACUUCAUUGUCGGACGCACGAACAUGGUUUUGUUUUGAUGUUUGGAAGAAAGCUGGUGAAGUUUGGAUUGACUUAAAAUUGAUAUGUUAUGUGAAUAUUGUAACGAAGAGAGUUAUGUGUAUGAUGUAUACAUAGUGUGGUGUAAAAGUGCAAUUUGAAAUCAGUGAUCCAUGUUUACAGAGACGAA
Salvia hispanica is the source of this 1012-nucleotide messenger RNA. Its product is annotated as Chaperone DnaJ-domain superfamily protein. The record is from RefSeq and is a predicted model, not a curated record. Lineage: Eukaryota; Viridiplantae; Streptophyta; Magnoliopsida; Lamiales; Lamiaceae.